UGCGAUCGUUGGCCUGAUUUUCACGCCGUGGCUGUUGGUGUGCGUCAGGGCGGCUCUGUGGGGAUCCUCAUCGAGUGGAACUGCGACCUGGACAAAGACUCCUCGCAGUGUAACCCCGAGUACAGCUUCACCCGUUUGGACCUGAACCUCAACAACUCGAUUACAUCCGGAUACAACUUCAGAUACGCCCGCUACUUCAAGGACCCGAGUGGUGAAACCUUUCGCACUUUGUACAAAGUUUACGGGAUUCGCUUUGAUAUAAUGAUCAAUGGCCAGGCUGGGAAAUUCAAUAUUGUUCCUACGAUUAUUGCCAUCGGUUCGGGUGUGGCCCUGCUGGGUGCAGGCGCCUUUGCGUGUGACAUGAUCCUGCUGUACAUGAUGAACACCAGCUCUUUUUACCGAGAGAGGAAGUUUGAAAUCAUCAACUUUAAGUAUGACGAACUGUGUUUGCACUAACUUUAAAGGGACA
Plectropomus leopardus (leopard coralgrouper) is the source of this 469-nucleotide messenger RNA. NCBI's taxonomy places the organism in Eukaryota, Metazoa, Chordata, Actinopteri, Perciformes, Serranidae. The record is from RefSeq and is a predicted model, not a curated record.